UUGAACCUGGCUGUCCAUUUGAUCUUCACUUCUCCCCUUCCCCACCAUUGCCUCCCUCAUAAUAAGGUGGCAAGGAGAAUCCAGAUAAGUGGGACACAUCUGUGUCUCCUGGUGCUGGAUGGGAAGGAGUAUGAGCAGGCUGUGGCGCAGGGUUAUGACCUCAAGGCGCUGACCAGGGCACAGCGCGGAGAAGACUGGGAACCGCCCAGACUCUGCCACAUCGCCAGAGACUCCAGUCCGUGCCUUGGGCUCAGGAUUCUCCCAGUGGAAGGGGAGAAGGGCAAGUUUUCUAUGAGUCCAGCCAGUGGGGGUGCAGCUGAGAAGGCGGGGGUACGCAAGGGGGACCGCCUGAUUUGGCUGGAUGGCGCCACUGUGUCUGAACUCUCUCACUCAGCAAUCAGCAAGAUGGUGAAGAAAUGUGGCGAUCACAUGACAGUCCUGGUGAUUGACAGCAAGAGUGAGCAGACCUACACAAGUCGCCGGAUGCCCAUUCUCCCCGCGAUGGCUGUCGCCCACAACCUGCCACACAAGCCCCAGAAGCAGCACCUCGUCCAAGGCCCCGAAGGGUACGGUUUCCUCCUGAGACAGGAGAAAACCGCCUCCAAACGCGCUGUUCAUGCACUGCGUGAGGUGGACCCUCACAGCCCAGCAGAGCUGCUGGGUAUACAGGAAGGAGAGCUGCUGCUGGGAGUGAAUGAGGAACUCAUCGUAAACAUGAGGCAUAAUGAUGUUGUCAACAGGAUCCGUCAGAGUGGCCAGCAGGUCACACUUACCACCAUUAGCUCUCAAGGCCUGGAUUUCUUCACAAGGCUUGGUCUUUCACCAUUGCUUUUCUAUGAGGACCUCUCAGCUGCUGAACCAAUUGGAAGUGCAAAACUCCACCAGACUGCUGACCACUGCAGUGACCUCCAGUGUGUUCCAGCAGAGGAGCCUCCCCGGCCAAGGCGCUGUGUCCUCAGUAAGGGUCCCAAUGGCUACGGCUUCCACUUGGGAUGCGUGCUGCUGAAGCCUGGAACCUUCAUAAGCCAGGUAGCAGCAGAGGGACCAGGGGGAAAAACUGGGCUGCUGAAAGGAGAUGUGGUGAUGGAGGUGAAUGGAGCAAACGUGGAGGAGGAGUAUCUGGAGGAUGUGAUAGUACUUGUUAAAGAGGGUGGUAGUUCUCUCUCUCUGCUGGUCAUAGAGCCCAAGGGAUAUGAGAAGCUGCUGCAGAGCAGGAUCAUCGGCAGAGCAGAAAAGACCGCUGAUGGCUCUUAAUUAACAUGCAGUGAUAAAGUAUGCACUCAGUUCUUACAGGAAUCAAAUUUUUAACCACAGGCAAGCAAUUGGUUAAAUAAUGUGUUCAUACCUUAAGCCAAAUAGUGUCAUACACUAUGUAUUGAUUGCAUUGACAUACGGCAUGCAGCAUGUAAUUGUACAUUUAAAGAACUCAUUUUGCCCAUUAAUCAUACCUUUUGGAUUGGUUUAUAGUACGAUAGAUGGUACAUGAACCUUCAUUCAAAGAAUGUCAGGAUUUGCAGAGCACAGUACAUUUAGAAACUAGUUGUAUUAGAAAUGUACAGUGUGUACCUCUUUAUAUUAUGAUCUUGAACAUUUGCACAUGUUGACCUAUGCACUAUUGUCUUCUGCGUCAUAAAAAAAGCUUAACUGCAAUAUUUCAAAAUACAAAUACUAGUACAUAUUCUAACUUUAUCAGUGUUUUUGCCCUAAGGUUUUUUGUGAAACCACAGUCUCCAGAUUAUAAAGUAAGCAAGCGUUUUAUUAGUUUGGAUGAAGUUUGGAUCUAGUUUGGUGAUUAUGGUUGUUGGUUAUAUUUUGAGGAUUGUUUUUGUUGUCUUAGUCAUUCACAUACAGGUAUCUGCAGAAUGCUGUAUUUAUUAGUAAUGGUUGUUUAGCUGUUGUAAUUAAAUGUUUAUGUGAAAAUUUAAAUUAUUUAGGGAAAUGUGUAAAAUGUCUUUUCUCUCAAUAAAUCUUGUUCAUUUUUUCUUGUUGUAGAAUCUUGCCUGUUUGUACCACUAGAACAAGCGUGGGUUGAAGUUUAUCUAAGACUAUACCAGACUAUCACUGGAGAGGCUAGUGAUCGCAACCAUGAUAUCUUCCCUUUAUUAGCGACUUGAAAAAUGUAUAGUGCUUUCUAGCAGUUUUGUUUAGGUAUUCCCUGAUCCCCGUUUUUUUUCUCCAGAACUUCACAGUAUUAAUCGAUGGAUUGAUGAGUAGGCCUAUAAUAUCCCAUUAAUUAUUUUACAGACAACACAAAAUAUAGCUGAAUGAAUAAGGUCAAAACGACUGAUCAAAUGAAUACUGAGCUUUACAAAAAUAAUUGAUCAUCAAUCAUCACCAUCUCACAUGUGCUGUUUCUUUCAUUGUCAUUUUAGUCUUCUUGGUAAACACAAACACUCGAACAAAUCUAUGCUUCCCAAAUUGAUUAAGUGGUGCAGAUAUUAAUAAAAAAAAUGUCAAGAGGCCCCAAUUGUACCUUGAGAUCAUCAUUGAGACCUGCAGCGUCUGGGGCUCGAAGUGCAACCAGCGACGAACCAAGUGGUGACAUCCUUAACUCUGCCUGUCUUUCUCUGGCAUUGCCGGACUAUGCCAAUU
Molecule: messenger RNA, 2592 nt
Organism: Clupea harengus (Atlantic herring)
Lineage: Eukaryota; Metazoa; Chordata; Actinopteri; Clupeiformes; Clupeidae
Gene: nherf4b
Product: PDZ domain containing 3b
Exons: 6
Biological process (GO): protein localization to plasma membrane
Cellular component (GO): apical plasma membrane
Molecular function (GO): protein binding; protein-membrane adaptor activity
Source: RefSeq, a predicted model, not a curated record